Messenger RNA from Adineta steineri, 4802 nucleotides. NCBI's taxonomy places the organism in Eukaryota, Metazoa, Rotifera, Eurotatoria, Adinetida, Adinetidae. The record is from the annotation of a GenBank genome assembly.
AUGUUCGUUUCAACAUUACCGUAUCGUGUUGAACUUGAUCCCAAUUGGUCAUUUGAUGAAGCAGUUAAAAAUGUACGAGAAAAAUGUUUAUCAAUUCUUGAACAUUCUCAUUAUCCAUUACAACAUAUUCUUGCUGAUAAUCGAUUAACUCAAUCGAAUGUAUCAUUUCUUGAGACGAUGUUUGACUUUAUCAGUAUAGCAAAAGAUAUGGGGCAUUUAUGUUUGAAUGACGCAAAUUUAGAACGAAUAACAAUAGAACAAACAGCUGAAAUGUCUAAAUUUGACUUCUCAUUAACAUUUGUAUACAAUCCAUUAUCAGAUAACCAGGGACUAUCAUGUCGUUUUGUUUGUUCACAUGAUCUGUUUGAAAAGUCAACUGUUUCACAAAUAGCUCAAAGAUUUCAGUAUAUGUUUGAAAAACUGUUUCAAACGCAAUCGAGCAACAUUCUUGUGAUGAAUGUGAGUUCAUCGAUUAACAGAGUCUCUCUUAUACUUCCCGAAGAAGCCGAAGAAAUGGAAUUAGUUGGAUUUCAUCGAUUGAAUGAUAUUGUAAAUGAAGCACCAGCAUCAUUUGCACAAGCUCGUAUAUGGCUUGACGAAAGAAUUCGAUUCGAUCCUGACAAGCCUCAAAUAGCAAUCUAUAAUAUGCCUUUUGUUUAUCGUCUGCAACCAGGUCAUACUUUCUCGAUUAAACAAUUUCGUCAUGCUCUUCAUCUCAUUAUUAACAAACAUCCUUCACUUCAUACAUCUCUUCAUUUUGACAUCGAAAAGAAUCUACUUAUGCAACGAGUUAUCACUCAUGAACAUAAAGAUAAUAAUAGGUUUUCAAUCAUCGAAACUACUUAUGAAACAGAUGAACAACUGAAUGAAAUUUUACACGACGAGAAACGUAAUCCUCAACUUUUUGAUCUUGCUCAAGGUUUUGUAUUUCGAUGUCAUAUUAUUUGUUAUAAACAAAUCACUUCAAAUCAUCUUCUUUCUGAUAAAGAUCUGAUUAUUUUCAACUUUCAUCAUGCUUUAUUUGACUUUCCAUCAAUGAAAGUAUUUUAUCAUGAUCUCAAUCAAGCAUAUACAACAGGUCAAUUAUUGUUUGAUGACAAUACUCUUCUACGUUAUCUCGAUUAUGCUGUUAUCGAACAACAAAUGUCAAUGACUGGCGCAAGUAUGUUUUGGCUUGAUGCUCUUCAUGAUUGUAAACUUGAUCACCCAUUAUCGUUACCAUUUGAUCGAUAUCGUCUCUCCAGUGAACAUCGAUCUGGUCGUGGAACAUCUAUUUCUUUUGACUUUGGUCAACAUCUCUCACAUCACUUUCAUACUCAUGCAUCAUCAAAUAAUAUAUCACUGGAGCAUCUUGCACUUGCUACUUAUUAUGUGUUUUUAUUCAAAUUAACGAAUGGAGAAAAAGAUUUAUGCAUUGGUAUAAAUACACAUGGUCGAUAUAGAGAUGAGCUUAGAUCUAUCAUUGGAAUGUUUGUGAAUGCUAUACCUUUGCGAUAUCAACUCGAUCCUCAUUUAACAUUCCAUGAAGUUAGCAAGCAAGUUCGAGAUACUAUGAUAAAUUGUAUUAAAUAUUCAUAUUUUCCUCUUCAACGUAUUCUUAAUCAACAUCCAAAUAUAUCAAAUCCUGUAUUUCUUGAUACAUCAUUUGAAUUUAUAUCAUCUAUGAGAAGAGAUGAUGAAAAUGAGAUAGUGAUUGGUGGCAACCGAUUUUCUUUAAUACCUUAUUCAAUCAAGAUUAGUGAAAAUGAAACAAAAAGUAAAUUUGAUUUUAUUCUUAGUAUUCAACAUGAUCUGAAUCUAAAUCAAUUAUCAUGCACCAUUAAUGCUUCACUUGAUUUAUUCAAUGGUGAAACAGUUUGUACAAUUGCACAAAGAUUGCAGACAAUGUUACAUCAACAAUUCACAUCUUUCGACUGUACAACCAACAAACCAAUCUAUGAAAUACAAUUAGCAUUGCCAAAUGAACGAUAUCUAAUGCAAUCAAUGAAUAAUACACAGAUAUUAUUUCCAUCUGCUGUCACUUGUAUUCAUCAUGAGUUUGUAUAUCAAGUAAUGAAACAUCCACAAAAACUAGCUGUUGAACUAGAUGAACAAUCAUUGACAUAUUGUGAACUUUUGUAUUAUGUUCAAGUAUUAUCUUCAACUCUUGUUAAUGAAUAUCAUGUCAUUCAAGAAGAAAUAGUUUGUCAAUGUGUUGAGCGAAGUUUAUCAAUGGUGAUUGGCAUUAUGGGAAUUGAAAUGGCUGGUUGUGUUUAUUGUCCAUUAUCGCCUCGAGAUCCACAACAUCGUUUACAUGCACUCAUACAACAGACACAAAGUCGUCUUGUACUUGUUCAUCAUUUAACUACAAUGAAAUUCGAUCAUAAUAUUGUUUCAUUUGAUAUUGAUUCAAUAUUAAACAUGAAUAAUAUGAAUAGUGACAUAAAUUAUAAUUGCCUUUCAAGUGUGAUAAUGAAAUGUGAAGAAAUAGCGUACAUUAUUUUCACUAGUGGUUCAACUGGAACACCCAAAGCGGUUCAAGUGCGACAUAAGAAUCUUACUGAAUUUAUGUGUUCAUUGAUUUAUGGUGAUGUAGUGAAUGAAAAGGAUACAAUUGUUCAAGUUGCACGUUGUUCUUUUGAUGUUCAUGUUCAAGAUAUAAUGGGUAGUUUUAUGAUUGGAGGUUGUCUAAUUAUGCUACAUCCAGGAGGAAUUAUGGACUUUGACUAUCUUGGUAGUGUUUUCAAAGAAAAGAAUAUUACUUGUAUUACUACUGUUCCAACUAUAAUUCAUAAUUUCUUCACUUUUCUACAACAACGAAAUCGUCAUAAUGUUGCGCAAUACCUGCGAUCAGUUUGUAGUGGUGGUGAGCCUUGUUCUACACAACUAAUAAAUUUAAUGUCAAAUACUGUAACGCACACUUGUCGACUAUGGAACAUGUAUGGUCCUGCUGAAACAACAGUUGAUUGCACGUUUCAUGUAUUCGAUAACAUAAUGAAUACUGGAAGCUUUCCAAUAGGCCGACCGCUUUCAAAAUAUCAAAAUCUAAUUUUAGAUCAAUUCUCACAAAGUGUAUUUAACAAUCAAGAAGGUGACCUAUUUGUAGGAGGUGUUGGUGUCUUUGCUGGUUAUCUUGGACGUGAUGAUUUAACUGCAAAAGCUCUUGUUGAAAUAGAUGGUCAACUAUUUUAUCGAACAGGUGAUCUUGUUACAAUGGAUAACAAUGGUCUUCUUUAUUAUCAAGGAAGAAAAGAUCAUCAAAUCAAACUACAUGGACAAAGAAUUGAACUUAGUGAAAUCGAACGAUGUUUACUUCGAACAUCGAUUUCAGCUUGUGUUGUCAUAAAAUGGAAUGAUGAUCAUUUAGUUGCUUAUGUUCAAUCUUCUCAUAUCAAUGAAGAAGAACUACGUCAGCAUUGUCAAUCUCAUCUUCCACCACAUAUGAUUCCAUCUUUCUUUAUUAUACUUGACAAAUUACCUUUAAAUGCAAAUGGAAAAAUAGAUCGAAAACUUCUUCCUUCACCUCACUUCUCACCAAGACAUCUAACAAACAAUAUAGAACUAUUACUACCAACAAAUGAUAUUGAAGUUAGUAUUCAUCAUAUUUGGUGUGAGAUACUUAAACAAAAUCAAAUCUCAAUUAAUACAAAUAUCUUUACUAUUGGUGGUCAUUCAUUACUUAUCAUGCAACUUUUUCAUCAAUAUAAGAUCGAAUUUCAUUUAGAACAAAAGCUAAAUAGUUUCUCGAUAUCUGAUCUAUUUCAACAUCCAACAAUUAUUGAUCAUGCUCAACUCAUUCAACAAUCUAUCAAUGCCAUCCAUACUCUGGAUGAUUAUCCUUGGUCUUCCUUACAUCUCACUCAAGCCAGAGCAUCAUUUGCACAAGAAAGAAUCUAUUUGGAUGAACAAAUUCGUUUUUCAUCCAACAAAAGAACCAUGAAUAAUAUGUAUGUUAUUCCUUUGCUUUAUCGAAUAUCAUCUAGGAGGGAUCAUGUAUCAAGUACUCGAUUAUAUCAUGCAUUUCAAAGUGUUAUCACAAAACAUAAUAUUCUUCGAACAGCACUUUAUAUUAAUGAUACAAAUGGUCAUAUCAUACAACAGUGUUUAGAUGCAAAUACUAUUCUCAAUGAUGAUAUGAAAUCAUAUGGAGUAACAAUCGUUAAUCUUCAUAAUGAUGAUCGCCGUCAUAUGAAUGAAAUUAUUGCAAAAGUAUUAAAUCAACCUGAGUUAUUUGACUUAUCGACAGGAUGUGUUAUUCGUUUUCAUAUUCUUCGUCAUUGUAGUUAUUCUCAAGAUAAUAUUUUAUAUGAGAAUGAUGAUCUGUUAACUGAAAAUGAUUACAUAUUGAUUAGUAUUCAUCAUGCAAUGUUUGAUGGAGCAUCAACAUCAAUCUUCGUUCGUGAUCUUUCUCUUGCUUAUCAAUUUGAUAAUUAUUUAUCUGUGAAUGGUAACUCAUUGAAUUACAUAGAUUAUUCUGUUCAUGAACACAUCAUGGAUAUGUCAUUAUCUUGUGAAUUCUGGCAUUCUCAACUUGAAGGAUACGAUAUAGAAUGUUCGUUAUCAUUACCAAUUGAUCGACAACGUUCAUCAACUAAUCAACAACGAUCAGGCUUAGCAUCCAUAGCUGAAACCAAUUUUGAUAAUGAAUUAUGCACAUCAUUUCUAAACUAUGCAUCAUCACAUCAUCUCACACUUUUUCAACUUGGAUUAUGCAUAUUUUAUGUCUUCCUAUUCAAAUUAACUCAUGGUGAGGCUGAUCUAUGUAUUGGUUCUAUCAAUGCUAAUCGAUACCGGAGUGAAUUAGUGAAUAUGAUAGGAAUGUU